AUGGGGUUCCUCGGAGUUUUGCCCAUCCUGAUACUAUUCAUUCUCUUGGGGGGUGUCCAGGAACCUGGGCUGGUGGAGGCAUUCUUUCUAAGGCAGUGUCCCCGAAACAGGGUAAGAUGUGAAAUACAAGAAAGAGACCUAUGUACGAACAGCAGAGAUUGCCCAAGGAAGAUGAAAUGUUGCAUGUUUAGCUGUGGAAAGAAAUGUUUAGAAAUCAGCAAAGGGUCAGUCAGCUGGCUGGGAUAAAGAAAGCUGGAACAGCCUCCAGGAUUUGGCUCUUAUUCCAAGGAUCUCUCCAGGUGUGCCUGACAGAGGUUCCAUGUUGGCUUCUACAGGUCGAAUCUCAGCUGCGAAGACCUUGGAGGUUCUCUUGAGGAGCCCAUGAUUUGCUGACGUCCUUUCCUCCAGCUCAGCUACUCUUCAAACAUAAUGCCCUUCGCCCUUUGAACCCUUCUCAGCAUGUGACCCUAUUUCUUCAACUUUCAGGGCCCCCAUUUAUGGAACUUUCCCCCAUUUUGGAAACCUCCAGUUGCCCCCAAUAAAGCGCUCUGUGAGGUCUGAGUUGUCUGUGGCUAAAUAAUUCACAUCUGUUCCCUCUGCAGAGAACAUGUCAUUUGAUCUCCCAGUGACACCAACAGAGGGACAGAAGAGUAUGAAAAUCCUGUAGAGGGCUGGUGAUAUUUUUGUCCUGGUGCAAUUGCCAUAAAUUUGCUUAAGAAUGGAAACAGAGCAGGUCCAGGUUUUGUCUGGACUAAAGCUCACAAGUUCCUUUAAAAAGGAAUUCACAGUAAAUUUAAAAGUGAAUAUUAUUUCAAGUGAGAAAGGAAAUUGCACCAAUUGCAAAGUUUAAAAAGCUAGCUAGUACUACUAAUUGCACAAAAUCCAUUUAGAUGAAUUAUCAAUUUUUUUUAAAGUAGGACAUUAUUUCUGUAAAAGUCAAUGUCUAUGGAAAGAUAAUUCAGUCUUUGAUUUACUCUGGCUGAUCAAAAGAUGACUAUUUUUCUAUUUUGAUUAUGGUGGGGAUGCAUAAAUAACACAGCCAUAUGUGAUGGUUGUAGUUCUCCUGCAGGUUUGUGCCCUAAAGAUACAGGAAUUUUAAUAAAUUCUCUUUGUACAAUUCUAUCAAAAAAGAAGAAAAUGCAUGGUGCAUUUAAAAUUGUGCAUAUUGAAUUAUCAAGUAUAUUCUUGCUAGUAAAGAGCAUAUAUUCUUGGGAUGGGAUGUGGGAGGGAGGUUCAAGAGAGAAGGAACAUAUGUAUACCUGUGACCGAUUCAUGUUGAUGCAUGGCAGAAACUGAAGAGGAAAAGUUAAAAUUUAACAUAACCUCUUUCUCCCUCUGCCUCUGUAACUCAGCUUGCCCCUUGCAAAUUGUAGAUCAUGUAGGUCGCAUAGUUUCGGAAAGUGGGGACUUGCAAUACUAGGAACUGGAGUUUAUCUCACUCACGCUUAUCCUGCUGUUUGUAAUUGCCCAGCCCCUGCAAACCUGCUUAAUCAUGCCUGUCCAGGUCAGGCACCCCCUCCGCAUCUUGACUGCUAUUCCUGUGUACACGAAACCCCUUAGUUUAAACCAGCCUAUUAACAGCUAGUGUUGCCCACUACAGUCUGUCUACAAAAACUCUGUAAUCCCUUUGUUCGG
This is a messenger RNA of Cervus elaphus (red deer), 1635 nucleotides long. Its product is annotated as WAP four-disulfide core domain protein 6A-like. Gene Ontology annotation, biological process: negative regulation of peptidase activity. The coding region runs from base 1 to 246 and encodes 81 amino acids. Gene Ontology annotation, molecular function: peptidase inhibitor activity. Gene Ontology annotation, cellular component: extracellular region. Lineage: Eukaryota; Metazoa; Chordata; Mammalia; Artiodactyla; Cervidae. The record is from RefSeq and is a predicted model, not a curated record. The transcript has 3 exons.